Molecule: messenger RNA, 2398 nt
Organism: Pelobates fuscus (common spadefoot toad)
Lineage: Eukaryota; Metazoa; Chordata; Amphibia; Anura; Pelobatidae
Gene: NEFL
Product: neurofilament light chain
Exons: 4
Coding region: 46-1611 (521 amino acids)
Biological process (GO): neurofilament bundle assembly
Cellular component (GO): intermediate filament; cytoplasm; postsynaptic intermediate filament cytoskeleton
Molecular function (GO): structural constituent of postsynaptic intermediate filament cytoskeleton
Source: RefSeq, a predicted model, not a curated record
CCUAUAUAAAGGUGCGCUCAGUCCUGGACCCUCGCAGCCUUCAUCAUGAGCUCCUACAGCUUCGAUCCAUACUAUUCCUCCUACAAGCGCCGGGUGGUGGAGAGCAGCCCCCGGAUCCACAUCAGAAGCAGCUAUGCCUCCCCCAGCCGGACCAGCUUCUCCCCAUCCGUCUCCUCCGUCCGCAGGAGCUACACCUCGUCAUCCAGCCUGCUGCCCAGCUCGGACUCCUACGACCUGUCCCAAGUGGCCGCCAUCAGCAGUGACCUCAUGGUAGUGCGCACCCAAGAGAAAGCCCAGCUCCAGGACCUGAAUGACCGCUUCGCCAACUUCAUCGAGAGGGUCCACGAGCUGGAGCAGCGCAACAAGGUGCUGGAAGCCGAGCUGCUCCUCCUGCGCCAGAAGCACAGCGAGCCGUCCAGACUGCGCGACCUGUACGAGCACGAGGUGCGGGAAUUGCGCAUGGCGCAGGAGGAAGCCACGGGGGACCGGCAGAGUCUGCGCGGGGAGCGGGAGCGGCUGGAGGAGGCUCUGCGGGGUUUGCAAGCUCGGUACGAGGAGGAAGCCCUGAGCAGGGAGGACGCCGAGGCCAGGCUGAUGGAGCUGAGGAAGGAGGCGGACGGGGCAGCGCUGGCCCGGGUGGAGCUGGAGAAGCGGAUGGACAGCUUGCUGGAUGAGAUCGCCUUCCUCAAGAAAGUGCACGAAGAGGAGCUGGCGCAGUUGCAGGCGCAGGUGCAGUACGCGCAGAUCUCGCUGGAGGUGGACGUGUCCAAGCCGGACCUGAGCUCGGCGCUGCGCGAUAUCCGGGCGCAGUAUGAAAAGCUGGCCGCCAAGAACAUGCAGUCCGCGGAGGAGUGGUUCAAGUCCCGAUUCACCGUACUGACGCAGAGCGCGGCGCGGAACACGGACGCGGUGCGCGCAGCCAAGGAUGAGAUGUCCGAGAGCCGCAGGAUGCUCAAGGCGAAAGGGCUGGAGAUCGACGCUUGUAAGGGGGUGAAUGACUCUCUACAGAGACAGAUCCAGGAGCUGGAGGACAAACAGAGCUCAGAGAUCCAAGGCAUGCAGGAUGCAAUAAAUGGAUUGGAAGAUGAGUUAAGAAACACUAAAAGCGAGAUGGCAAGGUAUUUGAAAGAAUACCAGGACCUACUGAAUGUGAAGAUGGCUUUGGACAUAGAAAUUGCUGCAUACAGGAAAUUAUUGGAAGGUGAGGAGACCCGACUGAGUUUCUCCAGCGUUGGUGCUAUUACCAGUGGUUACGUGCAGAGCAGCCCUGUGUUUGGUCGCUCUGUGUACAGCCUGCAGAGCAGUUCAUACAUGCCCUCCCGUACAUUCCCUACCUACUAUACCAGCCAUGUCCAAGAAGAACAGCUAGACAUAGAGGAGACAAUUGAGUCAUCUAGAGCAGAGGAGUCCAAAGCAGAGGCCCCAGGAGAAGAAGAAGAAGAGGUCACAGAAGAAGAGGAAGGAGGAGAGGGUGGAGAGGAAGGCGAAGAGGAUGCUGAGCAAGAAGGUAAGAAUUGGUGCAUUGACGAAGAGGAAGCUGAGGAAGAGGGUGAGGAAGAAAAAGAUGAAGAGGAAAAUGCAGAAGAAAAAGAAAGCUCAGAUAAAAAAUAAAAGCAAUAAUCCAGAAUGAAUAGAGGUGUUUCCCCAGCUACUAGAUUGUCCAUGCCAUCUCCCUUACGUUCCUCACAGUCUGUAGAUCACUUGUGCUUACAGCAGAGUCCUAAACCCACAAUGACCUCCCACGUUGUGCAUGGUUCAUACACGGGAGUUUAGAGCACAGAACGUAUUCUCAAUUCUAAAAAAAUGAAUCUACUGUGGACCUCUUUGGCACAAUAGGGGUUUAGAAUGACAUGCUAAGAGGUUAUAUUUGAGAGCAAUCCUAGGACAACAUUCUAAGAGUGAAACAGGAGCAUUCCAUUAUUUCCAUCGCGAUUGCUCUACUUCUAUAACUCACUCCUAAUUGGCUACCCCUUAUUUAUAGCACUUACUGACAUUUUAACUCCUUUAUUACCCAAGUAGCACACAAGGUGCAGAAGCCAAAUAUUCUUAUGAUGACCAGGACCCCCUUAUUAGUACCAAAUACAAUUCCAAAGUGUAACCCUUUUGAAGGAAAGGUGACUAUCUCGACUCUAAAAUAAUCGCAUAAAUUGAAGCAGCAUUUCCUUCUUCCUAAGAGAGGUCUGGAUCCUUUGCAUAUUCUGUUUGCUAGUGUUCCUUUGGCAGAAAAGAGAAAGACCCUUUGACAGAGAUCAUUUUCCUUCUCGCAAGCCCCCCUCUGGCACUGCAGGGUACUGGAGAGCUGCUAUGUAACUUAUUAUUGGUGGCUUUUAUGGAAAUGUGUUUCAUUCUUGCAAAUAAAGAGUGAAGAGAUCAUCCCAUCAUUGCAAGCUGCAAACAA